GAGUGCAUAUUUUAUGAGAACCGAUUUAAAACUACCGAAGAUAAAGUAAGUAAGGUUAUGCUUACUGAAGAUUUAGCAUCUUUAAAUGUUCUAACUGAAGAAAGUAUACUUACUGAAUUAUAUCAAAGAUUACAUCAAGGUGAUUUUCACACAUUCGUCGGUGACACAUUAUUAGUUUUGAAUCCAAAUGAAUUUCAAGACAUUUAUGGCAACCAGUUUCACGAUAGAUAUAAUUUUAAAUCAAGGUCAGAUAACGAGCCGCAUAUAUUUUCGGUAGCAGAUAAAGCAUAUCAAGAUUUACUUCAUAAUGAAGAAAAACAGCAUAUAAUUUUCUCUGGUGAAAGUAAAUCCGGCAAAACAUCAAAUGCCCAUCACCUCAUUAAACAUUUUAUUUAUCUUGGCAAGAGCUCAGGCGAUGUUGGUAUCAGAAUCAUGAAAGCAAUUGACGUCAUUCAUGCAUUCUGUCAUACUUCUUCUCCACUUAAUGAAAAUUCGACAAGAUGUGUUUAUCAAACUCAGUUGACUUUUGGACCAACUGGAAAAGCAUCUGGAGCAAUAUUUUCUUUAUUUCAAUUGGAAAAGUGGUGCGUUUCUACGAUCGAUAACACAGCUUAA
This is a messenger RNA of Microplitis demolitor, 615 nucleotides long. Its product is annotated as neither inactivation nor afterpotential protein C-like. Gene Ontology annotation, molecular function: cytoskeletal motor activity; ATP binding. Lineage: Eukaryota; Metazoa; Arthropoda; Insecta; Hymenoptera; Braconidae. Bases 58 to 615 code for a protein of 185 amino acids. The transcript has 5 exons. The record is from RefSeq and is a predicted model, not a curated record. Gene Ontology annotation, cellular component: myosin complex.